Messenger RNA from Beauveria bassiana ARSEF 2860, 1725 nucleotides. Its product is annotated as impB/mucB/samB family protein. Lineage: Eukaryota; Fungi; Ascomycota; Sordariomycetes; Hypocreales; Cordycipitaceae. The record is from RefSeq and is a predicted model, not a curated record. Bases 1 to 1725 code for a protein of 574 amino acids. The transcript is spliced from 2 exons. Gene Ontology annotation, biological process: translesion synthesis. Gene Ontology annotation, molecular function: damaged DNA binding; DNA-directed DNA polymerase activity.
AUGGAGUCGCCGGCCAAAAAGCCACCAAGAAGAAAGGAGGACCGCAUCAUUCUACAAUUCGACUACGACUGCUUCUACGCACAAGUCAUGGAGAACAAGCACCCGCAUCUCAAAGGCAAAGCGCUCGGCGUCCGCCAGAAGAAUAUUCUCGCAACGUGCAAUUACAGCGCUCGCGCCAAGGGCGUCAGAAAACUUAUGCUCGUCACCGAGGCUAAAAAGGCCUGUCCCGAGCUCAUCCUCGUGGACGGCGAAGAUCUCUCGCCGUUUCGGGACAUGAGCAAGACUCUCUACGGGUUCCUCAAAUCACAUUCAUGGAACGGAAAAGUUGAGCGGCUUGGGUUUGACGAGGUUUUCAUGGACGUGACCGACAUUGUGGAAUACAACUUUUCUUGCGUCAACAGGAGCGCCCUCGAACAGUCCUUUUUCCAACUUGCGAAAAACGACCCCGAGGUGGGCUUCCCGUGCGAUCUGGGCACUGUUGCAGGACCGGUUCUUGGACCGUGCUCGUCCGCCGUGGACCCUGAGAAUGCAGUGAUGCUUCGCCUCGCUCUCGGCUCGCACCUGGCCAUGCAUCUGCGUGGCAUAAUCGAGUCCGAGUUUGGCUACACGUCGACCUGCGGCGUCGCCACCAACAAGGUCCUCAGCAAGCUCGCCGGCGGCAAACACAAGCCCAGAAACCAGACGACACUGCUCGCGCUGACCGACCUCGAUGCCGUGGCGUUUAUGGAUGCGCAUCUACUACGCGACGUGCCUGGUAUUGGAUUCAAGAUGGCGCAGCGCAUCGAGUCCACCGUCAUGGGCGUCGAAAGCGACUGCGAUUCGCACACAUUCAAGUCGGUCGUCACUGUAAAAGAAGCGCGUCUGCAUCCGGCCAUUUCGCCAGCCUCGCUGGAGAAGGUGCUGGCAGGUCCAGGGGCGGAACGGGGAGUCGGGGCGCGCAUAUGGGGGCUGCUUCACGGGGUAGACGCCACUGAAGUCAAGGAAGGGACAGACGUGCCGAGCCAGCUGAGCAUCGAGGACACUUACAAGGGCCUGGAAACGAUGGCGCAGAUUACGGAGGAGCUGUUCAAGCUGUCGUGUUCUCUUGUGCGACGGAUGCGCAUCGAUCUCGUAAGCCAAGACGCCAAUGCGGAUGAGCCACUCGCGCUGCGAUGGGUUGCGCGGCCGCGCACGUUACGCCUGUCCAUCCGCUCCUGGCCAAAACCCGGGUCAGGCGAGGAGCGGAGCUUCAGCCGGGUGUCAAGGUCUGCGCCGGCGCCGAGCUUCCUCUUGGACCUUGGAGCGGGUGUCGAAGAUGUCGCAGAACGCCUGGUAUCAGAGACGCUGCUGCCCCUGUUGCGGCGUCUCGGUGCGGAAAAAGGUAGCAGCGGUAGUAGCAGUAGCGGCGGGUGGAAUCUACAGCUUAUUAACAUUUGCGUGGCAAACAUGGCUGCGGGGGCGGCAGAGGACAAGCACGGGGCAGGUCGGGAUAUUGCAAACAUGUUUAAGCGGCAGGACGAGGUGCUCCGGCCGUGGAGGGUGGUGAUGGAGGAGCAAGCGGAUGGCGAGAAGGAGGAGGGCGGCAUGUCGGCGGAGGUGGUGGUGGAAGAUGACGAUGACUUUGACGAGCUGGGUGCUGAUGAGUAUUGGAGCGGAGCGAGGGGCGACCAGUGCAGCAUCUGCGGACUACCAAUCCCGACGUUUGUUGCAACGGCACAUAUUCGAUACCACGAGAUGGAUGAGUGA